UCCACGUUGUAAAUGAAUAGAAUAUAGAAGUAUAAAUGUUUCAUACACACUUACUUAAACUGUCUUUAAAUUAUUAUUUAUUUUGAAUCCCUUUAAAAUGGCAUCAAGAGUCGCAGUUGUGACCGGAGCGAAUAAAGGCAUUGGUUUCGCUAUAGUCCGUGGUCUUUGUAAAGGUUUCGAUGGUACCGUUUACCUGACCUCCCGAAACGAAGAACUUGGAAAGAAAGCUGUCGCAGCUCUUCAGCAAGAAGGUUUAAAUCCUAAUUACCAUCAAUUAGACAUCACGGUGCCGUCAAGCAUUGAAGCAUUUCAUGAUUAUAUCAAAGAAAAAUAUGGAGGCAUAGAUAUUUUGGUUAACAACGCUGCUAUAGCUUUUAAAAACAACGCGACUGAACCGGUGUCGGUGCAGGCAGAACAAACGCUGUUUGUCAAUUAUUUUUCCGUACUUUCUACUUGCGAGAUACUAUUCCCCAUCGUGAGAAACGGAGGUCGAGUGGUCAACAUAUCCAGUUCCGCCGGUCAUCUUACUAAUAUUCCUAGUGAAAAAUUAAGGAAUCGGUUUUCUGAUCCGACAUUAACUAUAGAAGAAUUGUCUAAUUUAAUGCGCCAAUACAUAGAGGCUGCUAAACAAGGGACACAGGCUGCUGAAUGGGGAAACUCAUCAUAUGCUGUCUCUAAAGUUGGAUUGACAGCAUUGACUAAAAUCCAACAAAGAUUACUUGAGAAUAGAGAUAUAAAAGUGAAUGCAGUGCAUCCAGGUUAUGUAGACACAGAUAUGUCUUCACAUAAAGGUAUACUCUCGAUCGAUGAGGGGGCCGUAGCACCAUUGUUUUUGGCCCUCGAAGCCCCUGAUUCUGUGAGGGGGCAGUAUGUAUGGUACAACAAGAAAAUUGUCAGCUGGGUUGAUGAUAAAGAAAAGAAUUAUUAAUACAUUCCACAUAUAAUAUUAAAUAUAUAUUUUUGUUAUAAUAUAAAUGUUUUAUUUACUGAGUAAAUUGGCAAUUAAUAUUUAAAGAAGAUAGUUUUAUAUAUAUAUGUACAUGAGAGAUAUCAUGAACAUUUCAACAAUAAAAUUACGUAGUUUUUAUCUUGACCUAAAUCAUAUUAUUGACGAUUUAUAUAUCAGUAAAUAAUAACACAUUUAAUUUUUGAGAGUGAGUUCUUUUUAAUAUUGCACAUACUGGCCACUUAUACUUUAUUAUUAAAAAAAUAUAAUGCAUUCUGUUGAUUCUAAUAAAAUUUGGUAAAAGGAUGUUGAAAACUUAAUAUGUAUGUAUUUAUAUAUAUCUCGCCAUCUUUAUAAAUAAAUAUAUAAUAGUUUAGCCAUAUUUGCAUCACAAUUAUCGCAGUUUUCAACAGAUAUAUUUAUGAACUUGUUAGUUUUAAAAUGGCCAUAUAUUUGUUAUAAAUGCUAAAGUUUUAGAGACAUGCACACUUGCACACGAGUGAAUAAAAAUAUUAGAGUUUUAUCCAAACGAGCUCACUGCAAGUAUGUUAAACCGCUUUUGUAUUUGUCAGUAGUAUCAAGUAUAUAUUUUUUAUAACACUUUUUAAUGAAUAGCAUUUACCAAAGACAAAGUAUUAUAUUAACUAUUAUAAUGCAUAUGGCUGUAUGUAUAUUCGAAUAAAUUGUGAUACUUGUUGUAUUUUUUGAAGUGAAUAAAAUUUCUGUGAUGAAAA
Molecule: messenger RNA, 1680 nt
Organism: Galleria mellonella (greater wax moth)
Lineage: Eukaryota; Metazoa; Arthropoda; Insecta; Lepidoptera; Pyralidae
Product: carbonyl reductase [NADPH] 1-like
Exons: 2
Coding region: 98-928 (276 amino acids)
Molecular function (GO): carbonyl reductase (NADPH) activity
Source: RefSeq, a predicted model, not a curated record